Fusarium oxysporum Fo47 is the source of this 1629-nucleotide messenger RNA. Its product is annotated as TatD family. The coding region runs from base 277 to 1509 and encodes 410 amino acids. Lineage: Eukaryota; Fungi; Ascomycota; Sordariomycetes; Hypocreales; Nectriaceae. The transcript has a single exon. The record is from RefSeq and is a predicted model, not a curated record. Gene Ontology annotation, molecular function: hydrolase activity, acting on ester bonds.
UGCUUAUCAUGUUCGUACUGUAUCGACCGAUCUCAUCAUAACUUAACCCCACUUGGAGCCUCGAUAAUGCCUGACCCCAUCAUGAUCCACAUCAGCUUCACCCGCUGACAUCACCCAAACUUGUCUUUCAUAGCCCCAAGCCUUCGAUACGUUGGCCAUUGAGGGUAUCAAUCUCAUACGUGCUUCUUUCGACGGAAACUUCAUCUGCAGUGCUAACUAAACCCCGCUAUCUCGACACCACUUUGGCUCUACCAUUAUCAGACCAUCAACACCAACAUGUGUCAACACACCCAUAACUAUGAUGAACCUCAGCAGUCCAAGCCAGAACCUGCAGGGGACCAGCCCCCAUUCCCCUGGCAUCUGCCAAUAUGCGACGCCCACUGCCAUCCAACAGAUACAAUGGCUUCGGUAACUGAUAUACCCUCUAUGCGUGCAGCAGCUUUGACCAUCAUGGCAACACGUGCCCAGGACCAGGACCUCGUUACAGAUGUCGCUAGCAACCAUUCCAACCCGGAUCUUAAAUCACUCUUGCAAGGAAAAUCCGAAGCAACAGAUACCUGUGCUAUUCCCUCCUUUGGCUGGCAUCCAUGGUUUUCUCAUCUACUCUACGACGACUCGGCCGACACUCCGACAUUUCAGUCCAUCUCCGGCUCCGAGACCGACAAUGCCGCCAAACAAGCACAUUAUAAUGCCGUUCUACAGCCAGUGCCUUCACCAGACUUUGUUGCUUCUCUUCCUUCCCCUAUCGCUAUAAGCUCAUUUCUCAAUGCAACUGAAUCCCGUCUAUCCACUAGCUCUUGCGCUCUUGUUGGUGAGAUCGGCCUUGAUAAGGCUUUUCGUCUCCCAGAACCGUGGCAGCCAUCAGACCAUGUCGAGAGAGAUUCAACACUCACACCAGGGGGUCGUGAGGGCCGACAGCUCAGCCCUUAUCGCGUGAAAAUAGAGCACCAGCGUGAUAUUCUUGCCGCACAGCUUCGUCUUGCUGCAAAAGCUCGCAGAGCUGUCAGUGUGCAUGGCGUGCAAGCUCACGGCAUCUUGUAUGAGACACUUGCGGCAACGUGGAAGGGCCACGAGCGGGAGGUUAUAACACGACGAAAGCGCCGUCUUGUGGCAUCGGGUGCCGAGGACUUCUCAGACGACGACGACGACGACGACGACGACGACGGCAGUGACAAGCCGUACCCCCCUCGAAUGUGUCUGCAUUCAUUCAGCGCUAGUGUCGAAGUAUUGAGGCAGUAUCUGAACCGAACAAUCCCGGCUCGUAUCUUUGUCUCAUUGUCAACAGCUGUCAAUUUAAGCACUGAUGCUAGCCGGAAUAAGACUGACGAUGUCCUACGGGCCCUGCCUGAUGACAGCAUCCUAGUGGAGAGUGAUCUUCACAUUGCCGGCAAACAAAUGGACAGUGCAUUGGAAGACAUGUACCGACAUGUUUGUAGGGUCAAGGGCUGGAACCUUGAUGAAGGCGUCAAGAAAAUUGCGAGAAAUUACGAAGAGUUCAUAUUCGGGUGAUAGACAAGACGAGCAUGCGUGAAUAAGCACAAGGAAAAUAGAUCAGGCACAAGAGCGUAUUAUAGAGACGUAUGUUUCAAGUUGUGGUAUUAGAUUGCUAUAGCUUCUAUUGAGCGAGAG